Contarinia nasturtii (swede midge) is the source of this 533-nucleotide messenger RNA. RefSeq lists its product as uncharacterized. The record is from RefSeq and is a predicted model, not a curated record. Lineage: Eukaryota; Metazoa; Arthropoda; Insecta; Diptera; Cecidomyiidae. The transcript has 5 exons. The coding region runs from base 69 to 461 and encodes 130 amino acids.
GAAUUAUCACCAACAGACCAAUAAUCCAUACGGAUUGAUACGGACUAGAGAAAUAUUAUUAAAUUAAAAUGAAGGUGCUUCUAUCAUUUUUUAUUGUUUCAAUGGCAAUGUUAGUCACUGCCAAUCCCAGUAAUUUGGAGUACGACGUUCAAAAGUUGGCAUUUGAUUUUCCUGUCACUGAAGCGCAAAAACAAUGCAUGGAAAAAGAAUGGGAUAAAUUAGUUCAAAAAUAUCCUGAUUUGGAGCCAUGGUUCAAAGAUGCUAAAAAUAUCGGCGAAAAAUUGAAAUUGGAAGCUGAGAGAUGUGCCAAUCUAUCUGGAGUUAAAAAAGCAGUUUGUUUUGCCAAACUGAAAUCAACUGAGCUUAACGAGUACCGAAGGCUAAUCGAUCUAUUGCCAAGUCAACACAAAUUCGUUCUAACUGAAAUUAAGAGCGCUCUCAAGGGCUGUAUGAAGGCUUGAGUUCUGUAUGAACUAUAUCUGGCUUCAAAUACAAAUUUACAAUAAAAUGUUGUUUUCUUUACUGUAAAAAAA